AUGGACGGCACAGCAAACAGCUCCGUGGGCAACGCAUGGAGGGAGAAUGGCAAUCUGCCGUCCUUCUCCCGCGGCUUCAACAUGUUCAUGGCGCCGAUCGACGCCGACGGCGUGGAGCUGGGCGUCGACGACGGCUUUUUCGUUCCCUCGUAUCUGUCCGAUUCGACAUAUGUCCGCAAGUUGAAGGAGGCACACCGCUCCAAGCUGCAGUCUCUGAGAGAAACAAAGCCAUCAACGUCCAACGGGGCCGCUACAAAGACGCCUGGCUUGAAUCACCAGGCCCUGCCCCCAGGCUCGCAUCGCGGCAUGUCACACAGCGUCAUCGAGCGGCCCCCUCCGUUUGAGGAAGAUGACACCAUGGCUCCGUUACCAUCGCGGUGGAACAAGGAUGACAUGUUCGGCGGUAUCGAUUUGCUGUCAGACGGUCGUUCGGUAAAGUACACCGCGCCGAGGAGCCCCCACGAGCGCGACCAUGAGGCCUCGGCCGUACGGGCAGAUCACUACAUGCCCCCUCAAUGCGGCAUCUACUACUACGAGGUCAGCAUUAUAUACGGCAAACGUGACGACACGACGAUUGCCGUCGGGUUCGCGACAAAGAAUGCAUCGACUUCGCGCCCUAUUGGUUGGGAACCCGAAUCCUGGGCCUAUCACGGUGACGAUGGCCGCUCCUUUACCGGCCACAACAUCGGAAAGCUGUUCGGCCCCUCGUUCAAUGCGGGAGAUGUCAUCGGUUGCGGCGUCAACUUUCGCGACCACACGGCGUUUUUUACCAAGAACGGCGUCAAACUCGGUGUGGCGUUUCAUGAUGUCACCCGGUCCAAGUUAUAUCCUGCCGUUAGUCUUAAGAAACCUGGCGAAGAAGUAUCGGUGAAUUUCGGCCAGACGCCGUUUGUAUACGACAUUGACGAUAUGAUGAGGGAGCAACGAGCCAAGAUUCGGGCAGAAAUAGAAAACACCGACAUCUCGACGCUCGAGCCUGGCCUAAGCGAAACAGAUCUCAUGCAAGCGCUGGUCCUGCAGUUUCUGCAGCAUGACGGCUACGUGGAUUCAGCCCGCGCGUUUGCCGAGGACAUUAAGCAACAGAAGGAAGCGUUGAGACUGGACCCCAGCGUCCCCGUUGAAGGCAUCAAUAUUAAAGAUGACGAAGACGCUAAUAACAGACAGCGCAUUCGGAGAGCCAUCCUGGAAGGCGACAUCGAUCGGGCCCUGAAGCUGACAAACGCCUACUACCCGCAAGUGUUCCGGGAAAACGAGCAGGUGUAUUUCAAACUGCGGUGUCGAAAGUUUAUCGAACUGGUCAGGACGGCGGCGCAGCUGCGCAUGGGUGGUGAUGCCAAGGGGAGCAACGGCUACGGACAGGACAUGGAUGUUGACGGCGGCGGCAGAGACGGCGCGUCUUGGACCGACAGCAUGGCGCUGGACGAAGACGCGCAGGAUCCUUCGGAGCUGCAGAAGCUGGAGCAGCAAAUGCUGGAGUACGGCAAGACCCUCAGCGCCGAGUACACCGACGACGCGCGAAAGGACGUCGGCAAGGCGCUCACCGAGAUCUGGGGCUUGGUAGCGUACGCCAACCCGCUCAAAGAACCGCUAGUGAGCCACCUGCUCGACCGGAACGGCAGAGUCGCCGUGGCCGAGGAGCUCAACUCCGCAAUCCUGUCGUCUCUGGGUAAAUCCUCGCGCGCGGCGCUGGAGAAACUCUACGCCCAGUCGCUCGUGCUGCUCGAGGAUUUGAGGACGGACGGCGGCCCGGGCGCCUUUGUCUCGGUGCAGGACGUACUUGACAGUAUCAAAGUUUUGCCGUCUCUGUGA
This is a messenger RNA of Ustilaginoidea virens, 1809 nucleotides long. RefSeq lists its product as uncharacterized. Gene Ontology annotation, biological process: cell surface receptor signaling pathway; cytoskeleton organization. NCBI's taxonomy places the organism in Eukaryota, Fungi, Ascomycota, Sordariomycetes, Hypocreales, Clavicipitaceae. The record is from RefSeq and is a predicted model, not a curated record. Gene Ontology annotation, molecular function: protein binding. The transcript has 6 exons. Gene Ontology annotation, cellular component: cytoplasm. Bases 1 to 1809 code for a protein of 602 amino acids.